This is a messenger RNA of Gastrolobium bilobum, 2085 nucleotides long. Its product is annotated as peptide-N4-(N-acetyl-beta-glucosaminyl)asparagine amidase A. NCBI's taxonomy places the organism in Eukaryota, Viridiplantae, Streptophyta, Magnoliopsida, Fabales, Fabaceae. Gene Ontology annotation, cellular component: vacuole. The record is from RefSeq and is a predicted model, not a curated record. The coding region runs from base 70 to 1932 and encodes 620 amino acids. The transcript has a single exon.
AUCAUAAAGUACUGCAGAGUUUAACCAAAAUCAUUCGAUGGAUGAUUCCAAACUUUCCCAUAGAUCCCUAUGAAUUAUAAGAACAAGAAUAGAAUACAAGAUGGACACCUUCCACUACCAACCAAGUGUAGAUACAAGAUGGACACCUUCCAGUGUUUACUAUUCCUUCUCCUCGUUCCCUCUGUUUGCUUGUCACAGUCCCACCCAGACCGUUUCAUCCGAUCCCGAUCCCGAUCCCACCGUAAAGAAUACUUCGAGGUGAGCUACCCUCCGCCGUCGCACGAAGCCACACCCUCAUGUUCCCACCAAAUCAUACACCACUCCUUCGCUAACACCAUAGACUCACCUCCUUACUCUACUCCCUACUCUCCUCCCUCCCACUGCCCCGCACCCUGGUCUCGCGUCGUCCUUCGCUUCCACGCCAAGUGCAAAGGCGAACAGUACGACCGCAUCGCCGCCAUCUGGCUCGGCGGCGUCGAGCUCUUCCGCACCAGCACUGCCGAGCCCACCAACUCCGGAAUCUUCUGGAACGUCCGCAAGGACGUCACCAGGUACUCCUCUCUCCUUGCAAGGUCUGACCUCGAACUCACAAUGAUGCUCGAAAACAUCGUUAACCAUGAAUACACCGGCGUUUACCACGUCACCGUCACUCUCUUGUACUACAACGAGUACGCCGUUAGGUUUCCGUUUAGCCCUUGCCCUCAGGUUUCGGAACUGAAUCGAAGAUCAAGGUCUCUUAUGCGUGAAGAAUCAGAGGUAAAAGGUUUCUGGGAUUCGAAUGAAUCCGAAUCCCCAGCUGAUUUGAUUAUUCCGAUAUCUGAUGACGGAAAACGAGGGUUUUGGUUCAAGGUGGAGGAUGAAAAGGAUUUGAAAUCACGAAGAAUUCAAAUACCGCAGAAUACUCACCGAGCGGUUCUGGAACUGUACGUGUCUUUCCAUGGAAACGAUGAGUUUUGGUACUCGAAUCCGCCCAGUUCGUACAUCACGGCGAACGGUUUAACCACGGGGCGGGGCAACGGAGCUUACAGGGAAGUGUAUGUGACGAUUGACGGCGAGGUUGUCGGGUGGGAGGUUCCGUUUCCGGUUAUUUUCACGGGCGGAAUCAACCCCUUGUUCUGGGAACCCAUGGUGGCAAUUGGGGCUUUCAACCUUCCUUCUUACGACAUGGAUUUGACGCCGUUUUUGGGAAAGCUUCUGGAUGGGCAAGAGCAUGCUUUUGGAAUAGGAGUGGCUCGGGGCAUCUCGUACUGGCUCGUCAAUGCAAAUUUGCACCUUUGGUUGGAUCAUGAAUCCUCGGAGGUUCAUGCGAACCGAGUCGUUCACAUGAGUCCUGAAACCUCAAUAGAACACCAAGAGGAGUUUAAAGGACUUGAUGGAGUGUUUGAAGUGGAAGCGGGUAAGGAAACGCAGAUAGCAGGGUGGGUUUUAUCUAGUGCGGGCAACAUAACCACCUCCAUAUCGCAGGGAUUCACGUUAAAGAACUUUAUAAAGUUCCAACAUAAUGGUACUUACAAGAUGGUUAAGCAGAAAUUCAAGGCGAAGAAGAAGGUGAAGGUAAUCAAUGGCAGAGGUGAAUUGAUUUCAAAGUUGAAGGUUAAGCGCAAGUAUCCCCUGCGAGUUAUUACUUCGACUGAACCAUGUUGUCAGAACGGCAAUGGCAAUGGCAAUGAUAGAUACCGGCUUGUCACCAAUGUUUCUCAUGCUUUCAAGGAGAAGUAUGUAGGUGGGUGCUUCAUAAACUCGAUUAGUAACGUCCAAGAUUCGAAGGGAUGGAUGGAGGUCAAGGGUCACUCUGUUCUAUCAGGUCAAGCAACCACCAAACAAAAUUAUAGUUACACUGAUAGGUUCAAUUGCUACUCCAGGAAUGUUGCAUCAGCUAAUGGCAGGAUUAUUGCAGACAAUUCAACUUUCAACUGUGAAAAUUCUUUGUAAUUUCUUUUGCGGGUACCUAUUUGUGCGGUUCCUGCAUAGGUGAUUUUUUUUAAUAUAAAGUUUGGGGAUAAUGUGUGGUUCCUUCUGAGUCAGUCUGCUUGUGUAAAUCAUUGUCAUACGUGCCACUGUGCCUGGAAUUAGACAUAGACGAAA